UACUUUGGAAGGGCAUAGGUUUGGUAUCAACAUUCGUAGGGACGAUAUAACAGCAUAACCUGCAUGUAGGUACACUUUUUGCUGGGGACGGGACAUUAAUUAGACCAAACAGAUUGGAUGCAGGGGGCAAAGGGCCACAUUUCUCAUGUAUAUGAACCUAAUUAAUUAAUAGGCAAAAUGAUCAAUGCAAAAUAAAUCCUUAUCUUCUGAUAAUAACUUUUACAUGCAUUGGUUCAGAUGAUACACUGUUCGAUUCAAAUCUUUGUUUUCAAAAAAUACUAAAGAAACAUUUUGAAAACUUCCUGAAUAAAUGUCUGGUUUUUAUUAGCAAACAAACAUAAUGAAAAUAAUUCACUUAAUAAUGGUAGGGUCAAUUCUAUCCUUACAACAUAUGGAACUAUUGAAAGAUCUAAAUUCUCUAUAUAACUGAACAUUAUAUGCAAAAAAGGUAAGGUUGCUUAAAAGUUGGUGGGGACAAUUUUAGCAUCCUGAAAAGUUGGUAGUGUUAUGUCCCUACCGUCCCUAUGCAAACCUACACCCUUUUUGUAAAAGUCCUCCUUAUUUUCCUUUACUUUAAAAAAAAAAAAAAAAAAAAUCUCUCCGCCUCAAUGGAGAGGAUUGCUUCAAUUAGAUCGUUCUGUGUUCUAUUUGACAAGCCAGAAAACACAGUGGAUGUGUCCAAAAGUCUAGCUAACCUUUCAUCUUUCUCAGCAAAACCAUGUAAUCGUUCUACAUAUAUGCCACGUUUAGAAGAGCUUACACGCUCAUCGUUACCACGAAAUGUUAACUCCUGUUUAGCUAGGAUGCAGGUUGCAUUAAUGAGGUCUUUCAAACUCUUUUCUUUACCUUAGCGUUGAGGACGCUACCGUUGAGCUUCCGCUGUUCGUCAAAGCCAAAUCGAUCCUUGAGCUUCCAAAAGUUUUUAAAGCAAUCAGGCUUUGAAUGUGAGUGGUCGAGCUCUCAUGUUUGCUGAGGCUUCGUCGUAGUUUUUUAAUGUCACAAUAUCUCGUGUUAGUCCAGACCUUGGCACAAGUUGAGAAGAAAAGGCAGGGAAAGCAGCAAAGGCGAUUUUUCGAAGGACAGCCACAUAGCCAGUCUUUUCGGGUGUACCAGUCCGUUUGAAAAGCGCGAGUUAUCUUCUGUCCCGUAGUUUGAAGCAAACCUUCUAGCUCCGGUGUUGUGUUAACCGCGUCCACAUUUAACAGAAAGUCCAGUUUCACGUACGCCCCCUUGCAGUGCGGCAGAGUACUAUCUGCCGCAGCAUGUGCCUUUUCACUGCGGUUUUAUGUCCCAUCAGCAAAACUAAAUAUGUCGCUAACAAACAUUAAACUUUAAGGGAUAAAGACAUUAGCCAGAAUGUGGAAAAUCAGGUCAAAUAAACGUAUCUGGAAACAUUAUAACGGCGACAUGCAGAUGUACGGCAACCAGCACGCUCCAAUUCCAUGUAUCAACCCAGUUUGUUAUGGAUUGCGCAAUCAGAGGUGAGGCUUUACUCGUUGCUGCCGCACCUCUCGUUUCAUUUCUUUAUUUGAACAGGAAAUAGGCAAAUUCAGCGAUUUUGACUAUAAAAAAUGUUUGAAAUGAGUCAUACAUAAAGAGCAAUGGACAAAUAUUCAUAUAAAUUUGAUGCUAUAAUUAUUUUUUUGUCAUGAUGACAGGUGAGGCUCUGCCUCACCUGCCUCCCCUGACCGCACGUCACUGGUUUAUACCAAUAUUUAAAUUAAUGUCAGGCUAUGAGACUGAAACAUUAGCCUUCUGUGUAAGGUGUUUCAAAAAAGAAUAUGAAUAUUCUUGUUUUAGUAUAAAUUCUUUUUCAUGUCGGACUCCGACAAUGACCAGGCCGCUACUUAAGACCCAUCUGGAAAAUGUCCACUUUAUAGAAAAGGAUAUGUUACAUAUACCAGUUCACAAAGCAAUUUCACAUUAGUUACUGAAGCGUUCAUUGGUGCUUUGGAUAAUAGCUUCUCCUCGCUUGGUGAAUGUCCAUGUAGUGUACAAUGAUGGAUGGAUCUUCGCCUAUGCAAGGUAAUUAAUAUUGAUUAGUUUUACCCCUUAUGGUGAAAAUAUACAGUUGUUAAAUAAACAAACCAAGUAUUUCCCGAAUGAUAUUUUGAGAAGUAUUGUGUAAUUUACCCUAACUAUGGUUUAAAACAGAUGACACCGACAGGAAAAUGUGCACAGUGAAUUAAAAACGCCCAAAAAAAUCUUGGUCAUUGGGCGCAAAUAGUUCAUGUUGAUACACAUAGAGCUGUCGUUUUGAACUGUUGGACAAUUAUUAGCUCCACAUUGCUACCUACUGGUAAAACUUGGAACGUCACAUUGCAAAAGAUUCUCUGUGCAUUUUAAACGUUUAAAAAGCUAGACAAAAGAAAUAUUUAGACACAGCGUGUAUAAUAGUGAGUUGAAAUCAUUACUAUUAAUAUUGCUUAUUUUUUUCAGAUGCGCAUUAUAUAUAUUAUUCAAUAUUUUUUCAAUUGGGAACGCAUUCUUUGUAUUAACAUUUUACAUUAUUUUGUAUUAAAAUUUGUUUUUAAUGUAUUUAGUUAUUCACUAAUUAAAUACAAUAUAUUGUUUUACUCAACUUAUAUAUUUAGCAUGAUUUUGUUAGUCCAUAGUCCAUACCAUUUAAAAAAAAAAAAAAAACAUAAAUCCUAUGUCCACUCUCUUAAGAAGUGUGAUGCUAUUGCUCACUAGGACAACAAUGGCACCUCUGCCCUCACUCACACAAUGCCAACCACAACACCCACAUGUCCUCCCCGUUUCCCUUCCCCUCAUUCACCACCCACUCAGACUCGGACAGCCUCGCCAGCCCAACACGCCUGAGCCUCAGUUUACCGGAUGGCCCUGAGGAUCAGCUGGACCGCCUGCAGCAGGUGGAGCUGGCCAGGAGCAUGCCCAUGUCACAGUGGAGGGCGGGCACUGUGCAGGCCUGGCUUGAGGUCGUCAUGGCGAUGCCCAUGUACAUACGCGCCUGCUCAGAGAAUGUCAAGAGUGGCAAGGUAUUAUUGGCGCUAACGGAUGAAGACCUUGAGCUUGGUUUGGGGGUGAGCAGUUUGAUGCAUCGUCGUAAACUACGUCUUGCCAUUGAAGACUACCGCGAGGCUGAAGAUGGAAGGGGGUUGUCUAAGGCUGCAGACAUGGACCACCACUGGGUCGCUAAGGCUUGGCUCAGUGACGUGGGCUUGCCUCAGUACUCGCAGGCAUUUCACACCCACUUGGUGGACGGACGCGUGCUGCACUCCUUGACACGGCGUGACCUCGAACGCCACCUCAACAUCUCCAAAAAAUUCCACCUGGUCAGCUUGCUACUGGGCAUUGAGCUGUUGCACUCGCUCAAUUUUGACAAAGACGCAUUGCAAGCCCGCCGGAUACAGUGUGAGCACCAAAACAUAGAUCCUUUGGUGUGGACCUCACACCGUGUCAUCAAAUGGCUUAAAGACAUUGACCUAAAGGAAUUUGCGGAGGGUGUCGCUAGCAGCGGAGUCCAUGGAGCUGUUAUGGUGCUCGAACCCAGUUUUUCCAGUGACACCUUGGCUACCAUAAUGGGAAUUCCCAGCAGCAAGCACAUGGUUCGUAGACACCUUGAAGAAGAGCUGACAAAUCUGAUUGGCCUGGCCAGGGCAGAUGCCAAGCAAGAGUUUGAACGCUGUGUUCUGGGAACACCACCAACUCCCCGUCGCCAAAACUCCCCAACCAGGUCGCCUUCUGCCAGUCGACGCAUGGAUGAUGAGGGCUCACUGAGAAGGAGGGCAGUCAAGCCACCAACGGGGUUCAGCCCAAAGGCGCGCAAUGGGCGGGACUUGAUCUACCACAACAGCUAUGGCUCGCUACCUCGCGAGACCAGGGAGCAAACGCCUCCCAGGACACAAGGGAGCCCCGUCCGAGCCUAUGCCAACAUCGGGGUCACCAAUGUGUGAGGUUAUCAGAGUGUAACAUGACACGGCGCUGCUGAGCCUGUUAUUGAAUAUGUGACAUUACUGAACAGAGGCAAAAAAGGGAAAACUGAAGCCUGUUAUUUUGUAUUUGCUAUUUGUCUAGACUACUGAGAUUUGUACAAUAUUUUUUUAUUGAACAGGGUACUUUAUUAAAAAAAAAAAAAGUCUUGUCAUUGUAAAAUGUUUAUCAUUUGGCCUGCUUUACAGCUCUGCCUUGUCAAUGUAGCAAAUCUCAAUUAGCAAAUAUGUUUUUGAGUAUCAUGUACGUUAACUGUGAUCUUUCAAUAUACAAACAACUACCCUCGGGUCACACACAGUUGUUGACAAAUGUUUCCGUGAGAAUUCAAAAUGAAUACCAGCUGUUUUUGACAGGUCCGUGUAUUUCUCUUCGUUAUCGAGGAGACGAUAGCUGUUACAUGAGCUGUGCCAUUGGAAGCAGGAAGUGGAGGCAAGACGCAGGUGGUAAACGUGAUGCCAAAUCUAAAUGAUGGCCCUUCCUAAAUGGACGGUCACAGAGGGACAUUGUAAUAAAAAUGACGAUAGAUGAUUUGAUGAUAGAUGAUAACAGACUUGGCAUCUGCAGCUUCAUAUGUAUAUAUUACCUUCUCUUUUUUUUGUGUGAUUGGAUGAAGUUAUUGUUUCAUCAAAUAAAAUAGGUUCCUUCUAUCCCUUUUAUAAAAUGCUGUCUUAUCUAUGGAUUAAUUUACAGUAAUUUCAUUGUACAUGUGUAAACCCUUUCGUAACCUUGUUUUAAUACUGUACAACUUGAAGAGUAACCAGAAAACUACUAGAAAAUACAAUGAUGACAAUGGAACAGGAAAAUAAACUGACAUUUGGAAGUGGUAUGUCUUCAUCCUAUAGUUGACGGUAAUAAUACAAAUCAAGACGAUUGCAAUGUGUAUCGCAAUUUCAGCUGUGUUAACACAGACCAGCUACUAUGUCAUUGCAUUCUGGUGCAUUAGAGCUGGGAUUUUCUUUUUUUUUUCUUCCCUGUGCCUUACAAAUAGAGCUCAAAGAAGCAGGGCACACAACACAGGAAAUGCUGCUGGGCAUUGAGAAAUAAUUAGAUGAUUGACAAUGUCAGCGCAUAAAUUGCAUUUGUUUUCAAAUAAAUGAGUGGGAACAUUACUUCUCAGGUGUUAAUUUGCAUAAUCUUAUGGUUGAUUGGCAGUGUUGCAUCCUUGCAACCCCUCUCAUGCUACAUCGGGAGACCGCAAAAUCCUGGGUGAACUUCAACCACUUAAACAGGAAAGAGGCAAGAAUGACCAAGACGAAAGGGGCCAGGUGACCUUCUAGAUCCACCGUCACGCAAUAUCAAAUUUUGUGGUAAGUACUGUGCAUAGAGGUAGUCCCCAGGUUACUAAACAGUUCUGUUCUUACGCUGGCGACGUAACCCGAAUUUCCAUGUAAAUUUGAAUUAACCCUUUAAUUACCCCUAAAUACUCACUGAAUCUGAAAAUAAACAUCCCAAAACAUGUUUUAUACAUCAUAUUAAUGAAAUAAAAAAAAAAGAUACUGUACUUGAAUUGCCUUGUAUUGAAUUGUGCUAUAUAAAUAAAUUUGCCUAUAUAAAUAUAAUUUGCCUUACCAUCAACGCUGGUAAAUGGUGAAAAAGGUACACUGACUAUGCCGGGUUGUUCACAAUUGGAGACACAAGAGUUCUUGUUCCACUGAUGUUUACUGUCGUUUUACUUUUAAACCAUUUGUAAAACUGAAACACACAUAUGUUCAAAAUGGCCCGCAUUUCAACAAUAAAACACCUGACACAAAACAGUUGGUGUUCAAAUGUUGAUAUAGUCAGAUCAAUAUAUACAUUUAGUCGAUUAAAUUUGCCUAAUUUGACUAAUAAAAAGUCUGCUAGUUUAAAUGCUACAAAUUGCAACUUAUUUGCAAAUCAUACAAAAUUUGUGUCAAAACCAGAGAGGUGGAGGCUUAUUUUUCAAAUAUUUUGACACCAAAAUGUCCAACAACUCAGGACGUAAAUAUUGGCCAGCCACAGACAUGUCAUUUGCAAUACAGUAGAUAGUGGAUGUACAUGAUGAUGAGAAAUGUUUGACCUAAAAAUUGUUUGGAAACGGUAACAUAUCUCUGGUGUCUGACACCAUAUCCUGGGGAAUUCAAUUUACACAUGAGGUUUUGCAGUAUUCUGAUGAGUCACUCACAAAUUGAAUCCGAUUUGCAGGUUAAUUCAAUUCAGCCUUUGCAGGUUGCAACAACAAUAACCAGUAAUCUUGGGGCUUUCACGCGGUUGCGCAACCUAAAAAGAGAUAUUUGACAUUUGAUUGACUAGCAGGGUAACAACUUGUCUGGAACGCUUCCACAGAGAAUUGUUAUUGUCGUAUUUAAAUAAUGAUUGCGCACACAUAUUUUGCUGUAAGCAUCAUUGAUUGAAUUGUGAUAUACAAUGCAAUACGUUUAAAUACUAAUAUAACAAAAAUAAUUAUGUCAUUUGUAGUUAUUUAGGUGUCUCUAUUUGCUUUUGAGGGUGAACGUAAACAUCUCAAACCUCUGGGAUUU
This is a messenger RNA of Corythoichthys intestinalis (scribbled pipefish), 6452 nucleotides long. RefSeq names its product kazrin-A-like. The transcript is spliced from 7 exons. Bases 2748 to 3917 code for a protein of 389 amino acids. NCBI's taxonomy places the organism in Eukaryota, Metazoa, Chordata, Actinopteri, Syngnathiformes, Syngnathidae. The record is from RefSeq and is a predicted model, not a curated record. Gene Ontology annotation, molecular function: protein binding.